AGCUCCUCCACAACGCCAGGGUGCACGAUUAGGCAGCCCUGUAGGAUCUGCGAUCGGAGUCAUCGAAACACCUCAUAAAUUCACGGACGCUUCGAAUCCCCGAAUACCCCCAAUCUCAACACCAUGGCCGCGGGCGGCUUCAAAAUGUCGCUGGGCGGCUUGAAGGCAAAGCCCGGCCUCAAAGGCGUUAUAGCCAAGGGCAACACGAAACCGAAAAAGGCGCUGCUCGGCGACGACGAGCCGGAAGACGCCAACAAAGCGCAGGAAAUCGCCGGCUUCGACGCCGCAGAAGGCGGCGCAAUCGACAUCAACGGCCCCAAGGAAAAGAAAGGCCCGCUCGUCAUCCCCUCGCUGCCAAACCGCAAUUGGCGCGAGGAAGCGCGCAAAAAACAGCUCGAGCGCGCGCCGCACACACAGCAACAACAGAAUGGCGAUGUGGUCAUGGAGGAGCCCGAGAAGGAGAUAGUCUACGGGCUGACGGUGCCCACGAAGCCCUCCUCCGCGCAAGAAACAAAUCCCACGCCCGCCCCCGAGGCCAUGGACGUCGAUCCCAACGACGCGCUCACGCCGGCCCAGCGCCUCGACAACCAGGCCCUCGAAGCCCUGCUCACCGGGUCCGCCACAGACACCGCGCGCAUCGUGCCCGCCAUCUCGGACGAAGAAGCGCUCGCCGCGGACCUGCUCGACGCGCCCGACGCGCCCAGCCUGGACGCCUACGAAGCCACGCCGAUCGAGGGCUUCGGGCUCGCGAUGCUGCGCGGCAUGGGGUGGAAGGACAGCGACGGCGAGGCGCGCAGCGGCAAGGCGCCCGCGGAGGUCAAGCGCCGGCCCGCGCUGCUGGGGAUCGGGGCCAAGGCGGACGCAGCGAAGGAUGUGGAGCUGGGCGAGUUUAAUAGCAAGGCGCGCGGGAAGAAGGGCAGGGAUGCGCCAGCGGGGUAUAAUCCCGUGUCGCUGCGGAAUAAGAAGACGGGCGAGGUGGUGUCGGAGGAGGAGCUGAAGCGGAAGUUGGAGGGGCAGGAGUUGGUGGGGGAGGAGAAAGGGGGUCGCCGUGACGACAGAGACAGAGAGCGUCGCGACGACAGGGACCGCGAGAAGCGCGAUGACAGAGGCCGCGACGACAAAUCCCGCCGCGACGACAAACCCCGCCGCGACCGCCACCGCGACUCAGACUACGAC
Boeremia exigua is the source of this 1176-nucleotide messenger RNA. RefSeq names its product DExH-box splicing factor binding site-domain-containing protein. The transcript is spliced from 2 exons. NCBI's taxonomy places the organism in Eukaryota, Fungi, Ascomycota, Dothideomycetes, Pleosporales, Didymellaceae. The annotation marks the transcript as partial. Gene Ontology annotation, biological process: mRNA splicing, via spliceosome. Gene Ontology annotation, cellular component: spliceosomal complex. The record is from RefSeq and is a predicted model, not a curated record.